UUUAGAGGGGCGGGGUAGGUUGGGACAGUAGUUUAAGUACGUGCCUGGGAAUUGCGUCAAUUUGUACUUUAGCAUUUGAAAAAAGUGCUGUGAGCGUGGAGUGGGGCUGGUGGAGAGUGAGGCGAAUGUGCGGUUUUGAAACCAAAGGACCGUAAGUCCCUCUCCCUCCAAACGAGACCGUCCCGCGGGCUCUGCGGCCGCCUCUGGACUGUCCGGAGAGAACAUGGCGGCGCCCGGAGCCCGGAGCUGCAGCCUCUCGGGCCUGCUCCCGGCUCAGACCUCGCUGGAGUACGCUCUGCUCGACGCCGUCACCCAGGAGGAGAAGGACAGCCUGGUCUACCAGUAUCUGCAGAAGGUGGACGGCUGGGAGCAGGACUUGUCAGUGCCCGAGUUUCCGGAAGGAUUAGAAUGGCUGAACACAGAAGAAUCUAUUUCUGUCUACAAGGAUCUAUGUGGAAAAGUGGUCAUCCUUGAUUUCUUCACCUACUGCUGCAUAAACUGUAUUCACCUAUUGCCUGAUCUUCAUGCAUUAGAGCACACAUACUCUGAUAAAGAUGGUCUUCUGAUUGUUGGUGUUCACUCGGCUAAGUUUCCAAAUGAAAAAGUCCUGGAUAACAUUAAGAGUGCUAUUCUUCGAUACAACAUCACCCACCCUGUGGUUAAUGAUGCAGAUGCCAGCCUUUGGCAAGAACUAGAAGUUUCCUGCUGGCCAACUCUGAUCAUACUUGGACCCCGUGGAAACAUGUUGUUUUCUUUGAUUGGAGAAGGACAUAGAGAGAAAUUAUUUUUAUAUACUUCAAUAGCUUUAAAAUAUUACAAAGACAGGGGACAGAUCAGAGAUAAUAAAAUUGGAAUAAAACUCUAUAAAGAUUCGUUGCCACCUUCACCAUUGCUGUUUCCUGGCAAAGUAACAGUAGACCAUGUUUCUAAUAGAUUGGUAAUAGCAGACACUGGACAUCAUAGAAUUUUGGUCGUCUGGAGGAAUGGACAAAUUCAGUACAGCAUUGGAGGACCCAACCCUGGAAGAAAAGAUGGAAUGUUUUCAGAGUCAACUUUUAACUCACCACAAGGUGUAGCCAUAAUGGAUAAUAUCAUAUAUGUGGCAGAUACAGAAAACCACCUUAUAAGAAAGAUUGACCUAGAAGCUGAGAUGGUGAGCACUGUAGCUGGCAUUGGAAUUCAAGGUACAGAUAAAGAAGGUGGAGCUAAAGGAGAAGAACAGCCCAUUAGUUCUCCUUGGGAUGUAGUUUUUGGAAGGUCAGGUUCAGAGGUCCAAAGAGAUGACAUUCUGUGGAUAGCCAUGGCAGGGACUCAUCAGAUAUGGGCAUUCCUGUUGGACUGUGGCAGAUUACCAAAGAAAAAUGAGUUAAAAAAAGGAACCUGCCUUCGGUUUGCUGGAAGUGGAAAUGAAGAGAAUCGAAAUAACUCAUAUCCUCACAAAGCAGGUUUUGCCCAACCUUCAGGUCUUUCUCUGGCCUCAGAGGAUCCCUGGAGCUGCCUGUUUGUAGCAGAUAGUGAGAGCAGUACAGUGAGAACCGUCUCGCUGAAAGAUGGAGCCGUGAAGCACCUUGUGGGAGGAGAGAGAGAUCCCAUGAAUUUAUUUGCUUUUGGUGAUGUUGAUGGAGUAGGAAUCAAUGCAAAGCUUCAACACCCACUUGGAGUAACUUGGGACAAGAAAAGGAAUUUACUUUACGUGGCAGACUCUUACAAUCACAAGAUUAAAGUUGUGGAUCCAAAAACAAAAAACUGUACAACAUUAGCGGGAACUGGAGAUGCAAGUAAUGUUAUCGGAUCCAGUUUUACCGACUCAGCUUUUAAUGAACCAGGAGGCUUGUGUAUUGGAGAGAAUGGUCAGUUAUUAUAUGUGGCAGACACCAAUAACCAUCAAAUUAAAGUGAUGGAUUUAGAAACAAAAACAGUUUCUGUGCUCCCAGUCUUCAGAUCUGAAAGUGCUAUGGUGGACGGCCCAUUCCUAGUAGAAAAACAGAAGACCUUACCCAGACUACCUAAAUCUGCUCCAGGCAUUAGACUUUCCCCAGUGGUUGCAUCUCCAGGGCAAACUCUUCAGUUCAAGCUAAGAUUAGACCUCCCAUCAGGAACAAAGCUAACUGAAGGAGCACCCAGUUGCUGGUUUCUAUCAGCUGAAGGCAAUGAAUGGCUUCUUCAAGGACAGAUACCAUCUGGAGAGAUAGAGAGCAUUUCCAGUCAACCAACAAUCUCACUGCAGAUUCCUGGGGAUUGUUUAUCACUUGAAGCCGUUCUAUCUAUCAGCGUAUUUCUUUAUUACUGUAGUGCAGACAGCAGUGCCUGUAUGAUGAAGGGAAUUUUGUUCAGUCAGCCUUUACAAAUAACUGAUACACAACAAGACUACAUACCUCCAGUAGAACUCAAGUAUAUAUUUUAGCAAGCUGGCUAGCAUCCCAGUGCCUCCUGUUCUCCAUCCCCACCAUCACUGUGUAAUUUAUAAAAAGAAACUUUAUUUCUGCCUCUGGGUACCCAGAAACCCAUUGUUGAGUUCUAGCAACUGAUACUAAAAUAAAGCUAUGCUCCUUAUUUAUUUAUUAUAGACAAA
Molecule: messenger RNA, 2572 nt
Organism: Mesoplodon densirostris (Blainville's beaked whale)
Lineage: Eukaryota; Metazoa; Chordata; Mammalia; Artiodactyla; Ziphiidae
Gene: NHLRC2
Product: NHL repeat containing 2
Exons: 11
Coding region: 224-2404 (726 amino acids)
Molecular function (GO): protein binding
Source: RefSeq, a predicted model, not a curated record